ACAGAGCCUUGAGGAGAUACUUAAAGACAGUCGCCUUGGGAAGAAAACAUGCUGCGCGGUCACCCUCCAACACCUUAUUAAAAAUGAUAAAUUAAUUUUUAUUCUUAAUGAUCUCGGGUGAGAACAUUAACAGAACACAAACGCUACAACGAAGAGAAAUAUCAACAUCUGCCUAGCAUGCUAAUCGGCUAACUGCAUUCUGAUGUCCAUUUUCGUUUGUACUGCGUUUAUUUUUCUCCGGGUUUCUUCAUAAAUUGGGAAAAUAUUUGACAUUGUUUCGUUGACGGCCAAAAAGGCUAUCAGACGAUAUUAAAUUUAGUGUCUUUACAAACUUUUAACAUACCAUCUUUACUGCCGUCAUUGGUGGCCAUCUUGAUGCCACGUGAUGAAAACAGCGCCUAACGGACCAAUCAGUGGUUUUAGGACCCGAUGUUUCAGGUAGGCCCGUUGUGACGACACCCGGAAGCAGGAGCUAACAUUGCCGGUGAGGGAUGGCUCAGCAGGCCACAUCAAGGUGGCGCUACAUCCGGGCGUUUGCCAGCGGCCUUUUUGUCGCCGUCCCCAUCACAGUCACUGUCCUGGACCGUGUAGCCUAUGUGGCCAGAGUGGAAGGAGCGUCGAUGCAGCCCUUCUUGAAUCCUGUCAGGAACUAUGAGGUCCAACGAGGCGACAUCGUCUCCAUGCUUUCCCCCAAGAACCCUCAGCAGAAGAUCAUCAAGCGUGUCAUCGGCCUGGAGGGAGACUUUAUAAGAACUCUGCACUACAAGAACAGAUAUGUCCGAGUUCCUGGCGGACAUUUAUGGGUUGAAGGAGACCAUCAUGGACACAGUCUGGACAGUAACAGCUUUGGACCGGUCUCUGUGGGUCUGAUCCACGGUCGAGCCUCCCACAUCAUCUGGCCUCCAAAUCGUUGGCAACAAAUCAAACCAUCUCUGCCACCAAACAGAGGCCCAGUGGACUGUGAGGAGGAGGAGGAGGACGGAUGAAGACACCUCCCCCACCCACCCACGCUUAAUGUUACGGACAAUGAUACAGUUUUCUUUGAAGACUGUGGCUUUCCUUGUAUUUUAUUUUUUGAACUUGAAUCUCAGGAAAAACAAAUUCUGACUCUGACUGAGUGAAUCUCUGACUGUGGUUUCUACUUGAUGCCUCUAUUGGCUCUGUGUUUUCCUGACCUACAGCUCAAACAGCUGUUCUAGUCUUUGCUCUGAGGAACUUUAUAAUAAAAUAGUUUUAAAUCAC
Messenger RNA from Cynoglossus semilaevis (tongue sole), 1242 nucleotides. RefSeq names its product inner mitochondrial membrane peptidase subunit 2 (gene immp2l). The record is from RefSeq and is a predicted model, not a curated record. The coding region runs from base 492 to 986 and encodes 164 amino acids. The transcript is spliced from 8 exons. Gene Ontology annotation, cellular component: mitochondrial inner membrane peptidase complex; membrane. Gene Ontology annotation, molecular function: serine-type endopeptidase activity. NCBI's taxonomy places the organism in Eukaryota, Metazoa, Chordata, Actinopteri, Pleuronectiformes, Cynoglossidae.